Messenger RNA from Linepithema humile (Argentine ant), 3367 nucleotides. The record is from RefSeq and is a predicted model, not a curated record. Lineage: Eukaryota; Metazoa; Arthropoda; Insecta; Hymenoptera; Formicidae.
CGCGAUGAGAAACUUCCCCGAGUAUUAUGACUUGUGAAUGCGCUCGGAUUAUCGGUACGCGCUACGGUAUUAUAACAUAUCAUGGAGCCAAUACGUCUUUUGAUAAAAGUCCUAAUGCUGUUCAACUGGUACAUGAAGGCAUCCAUCGGAUAUCCAAACGCUCUCGAAAAAUGCAUAUUUCCACUUGGCAUGGAAGAAGGGAGAAUCCCGGAUGAAGCGAUUACGGCGUCAUCCAGUUACGAGAUGAAAUCCGUGGGUCCCCAAAAUGCAAGAAUACGACAGGAAAAGAAUGGUGGUGCUUGGUGUCCGAAAGCUCAAAUUAGUAGCGCCAUACGAGAAUAUUUGGAGAUUGAUUUGACGAGAGAUCAUCUUAUUACAUGGACCGAAACUCAGGGCCGAUUCGGCAACGGCCAGGGUCAAGAAUAUGCAGAGGCAUUUUUUCUGGAAUACUGGCGGCACGAGAAGUGGCAUCAGUACAAAGAUUUGAAAGGGAACAAGGUUUUACGAGGUAACAGCAAUACAUAUCUAGUCGAGAGACAAAAGUUAGAUUUACCGUUCGUCGCGAGUCGGGUAAGAUUCGUUCCAUACAGCCAGCAUCCGCGCACUGUAUGUAUGCGCGUCGAGAUUUAUGGAUGCACCUGGAAUCAAGACAUCAUUAGUUACACCGCGCCCAAAGCUGACAAAGUUUUCGGGCCGAACGGAUGUAAUGUCGAGGAUACGUCGUAUGACGGCACGGAGAUAGACAAUCUGAUGUUGAACGGACUCGGACAAUUAACCGACGGUAUAGUCGGCAGCAUAACGGAGAUCUUCGAAUCUAAUAAAAUAACCAACUGGGUCGGAUGGCACGAUCGGGAUAACGUGGAAUUGUUUUUUGAGUUCCAAGUUCUCCGAAUAUUCAAGAGAUGUAUGAUCCAUACGGCUUAUUUUUCCGAUCUAAAUGUCAAGCUUUUCGAAAUAAUAAAAUUGUGGUUUUCGUCGGACGGCAAGGAAUAUCAUCGAAUGCGAAGAAACACGCCUGAAAUGUUUCAAACAUUUACCGAUCUUAAAGCAAAUGUUAUUUCUAACAGCAGCCGCGAAAAAGGUUCCAGGAAUAUCUUUUGGAUAUCUAUUCCAUUAGAACCAAAAGUUGGCAAGUUCGUCAAGAUGGAAUUGAAACCUGAAGCAAAGUGGUUGUUGUUAAGCGAGAUUAUAUUUGACUCAGUUCCAGUCGUGAAAAAUAGCACUGAUGGAGCGUUGGAACGACUGUCAUGGACACAUUCUAAUACUACCGAGAACAUAUCUCAAUUAACCAAUCAGAAUGACGCCGGGAAGACAAAAAUCGAGGACAAGGAAAAUAAGGACAAAAACGAGAACAAACGCGAACCAGAAAUUCGAAUUGAGAACAAAAUCAAAGUCGGCGACGAGGAAAGAAUUAACGUUGAGCAUGGACGUACAAUGACGGAUAAAACGGAAGUUGAUUCGAACGAGACAGCAUUGGUGUUAAACGAAUCGAACCUAACACCGGAUGCUUUCCCCGUGAACAAUUCGUCAACGUAUAUUGGUCUGAUCAGCGCGGCGCUGACCGUAAUCGUCUUUUUCUCGAGCUGCACGAUCUUUCUGAUGAAGCAGAGGGGUCGCAACAAAGUGGCCCUACUGCAGAAGCACACCGCACUACUGUGCGGCUCGCCAGCACCGGGUAUCACGAUCAAUACGAAAAACAUUAAAUUACCCACGCCAAUCGUGGUGAACAACCUGUCGCAGUCCAGGCUGUCGUUGAAAAGCAAAGCUGCCUCGAGCACCGAUUACAAAUUCAGCGACGCCGACGCGAGCGAACAGCAUAGUGCUUACGAAAAAAUUAAUAACGUACCUUCGGAGCAAUAUGUCAAAUGCGAGGCGAGAUCCAAUUAUAAAACGGGAAAUUUCGAUACUAAAAGCAACGAGAAUUUCACCGAUGAAACGCGAGUGGAGUGCAUAAUUCCGACGAUGCCAAGAAAAUUGAGUCACUCGCAAAUGGGGAAACUCAAUCAGAGAGUGUACGAAAGUUACUAUGCGGCUACAGACAUUUUAACGAUAAAAAGACGCGAUCAGCAUCCCGUCGUGAGUCUUUUCACACCGCUGCUCGUACGAGAUUCGGUUGUGUCGUACAAACGCGGGACUUACGACGUCCCACGUAUUUCUCGGCAUAGAUUAAGAAUUCUCGAUAAGCUCGGCGAGGGAAACUUUGGUUUGAUUCAUCUGUGCGAAGCGAAAGGCAUACAAAAUCCGGAUCUAGGUAUCCUGCAAAACCGUCAAGUAGUAAUAGUUCGGUCUUUAUGGCGCGGUGUUGUUGACGCGCUAAGGGAGGACUUUAUGAACGACAUGCGCAUUUUGUCUGAAAUUCGCGACAUCAACAUUGCCAGGAUAAUCGCGAUCGUCGAAGAAGAACCCUUUAGUGCCAUUUUCGAAUACGGAGAACUCGGGGAUUUGUCUAGUUUCCUAAAAAAUCGCGAUCGAGAUGUGCCGAUAAGUUACGAGUGCUCGUUGAAUGUGAUCACGCAAAUUGCAUCGGGAAUGAAGUAUCUCGAGAGUUUGAACGUACCGCAUUGCGAUCUGGCGGCCAGAAAUUGUAUCGUUUGUAAAGAUCUACUGAUUAAAGUGUCCGACCAGGCGAUGUAUUGCAGUAAAUACGACGGCGAGUAUUACGUCGACGAAUGCUACGCGAAGAUACCGUUGCGUUGGAUGGCAUGGGAAGCAGUUUUAUCGGGAAAACGAAGCUGCCAAUCCGACGUUUGGUCGUACGGCGUAACAGUUUGGGAAGUGUUGACGCGCUGCGAGGACAUGCCGUAUGCCGAUCUGGUCUCGGAACAGGUGUUGGAAAACUGCGGCCUGUGGUAUCACUCAUUGGACACCGGCGGCAAGAAGAAGAGCCCGCGGGUUCUCAAGCAGCCGGUGUUCUGCUCGGACGAUCUGUAUCGGCUGAUGCUGCGGUGUUGGUGCAAACGCGCGGAGGAUCGGCCUAGUUUCCAGGAGAUUCACUGCUACCUCAAGAAACUGACUUUGGAUUAAGUGUUGCGCAAAUGCGAACGCAUUUCUGCGAGAGCGUAUGGAAACACGCCCCAGCAGCGGCGGCGCGGACCAAAUCGAUUACAAUCAGCUAAGAAGCAUCCUGAUUGCUUUCUUGAUCUUGCUUUUGCAUGUGACUCGAACUAAUUACGAUAAUCGAAUCAGAUCGAGGAACCGUCGAUGCCUAAACACACGAACGUAGGAUGCUCUCUGGCCACUAAAAUUACUGCUCAACUAGAUUUAUCUAAUUUUGAUUAUAAAUAAGGUAGGUUAAAAUAACGUAAAACGAUAAAAUUCAUUGCGGUGAAUAAUCGCACGUUUCUCCUUAUAAUACUCUACGCGUACG